Messenger RNA from Heteronotia binoei (common prickly gecko), 1689 nucleotides. RefSeq lists its product as uncharacterized. The coding region runs from base 1 to 1689 and encodes 562 amino acids. The transcript is spliced from 4 exons. NCBI's taxonomy places the organism in Eukaryota, Metazoa, Chordata, Lepidosauria, Squamata, Gekkonidae. The record is from RefSeq and is a predicted model, not a curated record.
AUGGUUUGUGAGUUCAAAGGCAACAACCUACUAUGGUUUGUUGCAAAGCUGGAAAUACCUAACUAUCUCACCAUGUGCGAGGAUUCGUGUUUCUGCGUCUGGCUCGUUCUUGCUGUACCAAACCAUGCUUCCCCUUUCACCCUGCAGGCCCAUGGUCUGAGCACUUCUGAGCCUGAUCUCUGGAGGAAUGGCCUUCUGAGCAAGUUUGGGAGCUUCGCUUGGCGCAAGCAGAAGAGCAGCCACCUUGAAUUCCCAGUGCAUCCUGGGAGCCCAAAAAACUAUCCUCGGCCUUUGGGGCGGCUUCACAGGCCAGCUGUUGGCAGUGAUUCAGAUAUGAGGAGAAGGUAUGACUUCUGUCCUUCUGCAAGCCAUGCUGCAGGACAGGAGAGACCUGAGUUGUCUUUUCAGACUAGCAAAAUAGACUCUGUGAGCACCAGGCCACUUCCAUCAGCAUCUUUCAACUCUUUGCUAUGCUGGGGAAAUGGGAACUCUUGGGACUCAAUCGUCUCUAAUUCUUCUCUGCAUGACCUAACUUCCCCCCAAUUGAAAGACGAUGCUUUCAAACUUCUCUUGGCACAGGAGAAAACCAGCAGUACCUUAGAGUCUCUCUCAGAGUGGACUGAAAGUGAAUUUGAAGGACAUUUAAGCCCACAGGCUUCUUGUCCAAUUGGAACUGGAGAGCUAGAGAACCUGAGCCUCAGAAGCAGCCUUGGAGAGUCCAUCUCUGGGGACAUCAGUGAGACAGAGGGAUCCAGGACCACCACCUCAAGCCUGGAUGGGAAAUGGCCUCCAAAAGUAGGGGGGGACGACAUCUCUGCUUUCAAAACCAGCCAGGCCGAGACUGCCCCAAAGAUCCUCUAUGAGAUCUUGAUCACUCUGACCAAGGAGGAAGAGGACAGUAUAGUGGGUGCAAUGCCAUCAGCUCACUGCAGCAAGAAAGGACUAGAAUGCCACUCGUCUAGGGAGGAAACACUUUCUCCAGGGGUUGCUGAGUUAGAGAAAACAGAAGACCAACGUCACCGCCAAGAACCAGCUCAACCGGCUCCCCAGCUGUCAAAGCUCAAGGAAUUCCAAAACUGCACUGAGCCGCACGGGGUGGGAACCUUUAAGGCGUGCAGGCUGAUACUGAGUCCUGCCACUGGGAGACAGGUGACACCACAGUGGGGAUCUGAGCCCAGCCCAGGGCAGCGUAAGGACCAGAGUGCAACAGAUCAGCUGCAUUCGGGGGAUGGCGAGACAGCUGAGGGGACAGGCACCGUAGCACCUGUAUCUUGGGCAGACAGCUUCUCUGAACUGCAUGAAAUCCCUCCAGGGGCAAACAGCCAGGAGAUCCAGCCUGACAAACUGCGCAGCAUCGGACAACGCAACAUGGAGAAAGUUUCAGGCGGCUCACGCUUCUUUCAGGGCAGGGCAGGAGGGUCCAUCACAAGCUCCUCAUUCAGUUGGAAGAAAGCAGCCGCUGAUCCACCCAGAGAAGAAGUCAAACCUCCCCUCAGCAAGGCGUCCGCAAUGGCACAGAUGAUAGAGAAAGGAACCCCCAGGGCCAGCAGUCCCUCCAGAGUGUCUGUUCUGCUUGAGGCCUGGGAGAAGGGGCUGGUCGGAAUGGAACCUGCUGCACAACCUUCCUCUACAAGCACUCGGCGCUCCCGUUCUCCGAUCCCAAGCAACCCCUUUCUCCAGCCAAUAUAA